GUGGGCGUGCGCGCGCAUUCUUCACGUGCGCAAGUGAGAGCCUCCGUGUGUGCGUGCGUGUGUGUGUGUUGGGCUCCAGAGCGAGCAUCGCUGACAGAUCCGACGGAUCGCUUUAAGCACAGAUUAAUUAGCCCGGUUCGGAUCAGUCCGGCACCACACCAGCAUGUCGUCCACCACAGAAGUCCAGAACCAAGAACCGAACCAGGAGCCGCCUAAAGAGACGACGAACGCGGAGCAGAAAGAGGAGGCGAAAGAGGCGCAGGGGGAGGAGAAGGAUGCGGCGAAGGAGGAGGUGAAGGUGGAGGAGAAAACGGAGGAGAAAAAAGAGGAGAAAAAGGAGGAGAAGAAGGAGGAGGAGAAGGUUCAGAAGAAGGAGGAGAAGAAAGAUCAGAACAAAGAAUCAUGGAAGGAUUUCAUCUACAAUCCCCGGACCGGAGAGUUUCUGGGCCGAACCGCCAGCAGUUGGGGUCUGAUCUUCCUCUUCUACCUCAUCUUUUAUGGCUUCCUGGCGGGAAUGUUUACCCUCACCAUGUGGGUGAUGCUACAGACACUAGAUGAUAAUGUUCCAAGGCACCAGGACCGACUGGCCAACCCAGGAUUGGUUGUCCGUCCUCUUGGUUUUGAGAUUUCCUACAACCGUUCUGAUCCAACGAAGUACAACCCGUAUGUCCAACAGCUGCAUGACUUUCUGCAGAAGUACAACGACAGCAUCCAGGAGGGGAAUGACUUGUGUAUGGUAGGGGAAUACACUGAUCAGGAUGAGCAACCUAAAAAGAAGGUUUGUCAGUUUAAACGCAGUGCACUGCGUCUGUGCUCCGGACUGCCAGACACCAGCUUUGGGUACGCUGAAGGGCAACCCUGCAUCAUCGUCAAGAUGAAUCGGGUCAUUGGACUGAAGCCCCAAGGAGAUCCAUACAUCAACUGUACCUCCAAGAGAAACACGCCGCUGCAGAUGCUUUACUUCCCACCUGAAGGCCGUCUGGAUAAGAUGUUUUUCCCGUACUAUGGCAAGAACGCUCAUCCUGAUUACGUCCAGCCUCUGGUGGCCGUCAAGCUGCUGUUAACUAAAGAAGACUACAACGUGGAGCAGACGGUGGAAUGUAAAGUGGAGGGAACCAACCUACGCAACAACGAUGAGCGGGACAAGAAUAUGGGUCGGGUCACUUUCCGGGUUAAGGUCCUUCAGUAAAUACUUGGUGCCAUGGACUUCCUGAUUUUACACAAAAACCAAUUUUAAAUUCAGGAAACCUUUAGCCCAGACCUGAUCUGCUCCUACUCGUAUGAAUCUGGGUCAUCUAAUCAAAUCUGGACCUCUAAGGUUUAACCAUACACUGCCAGAACCUUUGCAACCUCCUUGCGGGUCAGUCCAGUUUGACCGAUCAUCCAGCUGUUUACAUGGAUCCUGUUCAGACGCUGGGAACAGAUCAGGUCUGAUGUGGAAGCAUGUGACCCCAGAGCACACCAGUGUGUUGUUUUUAGACUUUUCUAUGUUAGUGAGAUAAUAAGAAAUAAUCUGAUUCCUAUUGUGAGUCGCAGGGCGGCGCAGCAGAGUCAGCCUGAUCUAAUAAACACUGGUUGCUGUUUCUUUAGCUUUCACAUGGUCUUAAAAUCAAACAACCUGAUAUCCAGUCACCCAAACAGGAAUCAGCUGCAAUGUUUUCCAUUUUUCUGACUGAGGAGUUCAGGCUGUGCAGCAGAAGGUUUCUUGAUACUAAGGAACAGAUAAACUAAACCACAGGGCUGCUUCUUACCGACCUUCAAAAAUUAAAGUCUAAGAUUAAUCAUGACUGAUUUAUAAAAAAUAAUCAAAGAUGUGUUUUUCAGGAAGUGGGUAAGAAACCUGCACUGGAAAAAUCUAAAUCUAGGUAAGUCAUUUGUUCUUAAAAUAAGUGAAUUUGUUCAGAAAUCUUGCCAAUGGAACCAGACAAUUUAUGGCCCAUGGCUUUGACAUCUCCUCAAGUGUAGCUUUGAUAGUUGUGGCUGAAAUCUGGUUAGUUUCUGCAUUAAUUUUGAUCUAAACCUGAUUGAUGAUUAAAGGCUUCACCCAACCUCUAACCAAGAGUGACAGAACGGAUUGUUGAUCAUCAUACGGAGGUCGUUGGGGUGUGUAAACAUUUGAGCUUGAAUGUACCUUCAGCAGAGUACCAACUUAGCUCAAUUCACGAGUAGGAGGAUUUGCACAAUUAUCAGGUCAGGUUGACUGCUUUUUUAUCUUUCAGAAUCAUCAUAUUUUGGGGACUGAGAGUGUCGAUAGUACAGAUAUGCAGAUUUCUGAAGAAAAAACAGAGAAUUAAAUGAUUCAUGAUGACAAGAACCUUUUCUUCUCCAACCAGCUCCCCAGGCUUUUACUAAAUGGAAAACAGAGCUGAAGCACCACAGUCUCCUACCAGCUGAUCCAGACUAAUACUAGAUGUGAUCGUUUACAAGUAAAAGCUACCAAAAGCAUUUAGCGACCAAAUAAAAGGAGACUCUCACUGCGCUGCCCUCCCCCAUCUGUGGAUGAUUUAGCAAAAGAAAGAUUUAAACCUAAUACAGUUAUUAUUUUAGCAGAUUGAAUUAUUUAUUUCCUCUCGGAUUCGUGAGAUCAUAUUCAUCAAGUGUAUUUCCUUUCCGUUCAUCAGCCUGUACAGUUUUUAAAAUGUGAACUAUGUGUGAUUGUAAUGAGUUCUGUGUGACCAUUUAAACACCAUGAAAAACAUCAGCAGAGUUACAAUUAGUGAAACGCUGUUACGACAUCACUGCUGUUUAAAUGUGCUGUGAAAUCUUUUUGUUUUCUUCACAAUAACAGAGAAAUUGCUGUGAAUUACAUAACUGACAUGAUGAUGAUGAUGAUGUUCCUGUAUCUGCUGGAGGAGCAGAAAAUACCUGGACAAAUGAUUAUUUAACUCUGCUCUAAAUAAAUUAUACAUCUUCUAAA
Molecule: messenger RNA, 2917 nt
Organism: Cyprinodon tularosa
Lineage: Eukaryota; Metazoa; Chordata; Actinopteri; Cyprinodontiformes; Cyprinodontidae
Product: sodium/potassium-transporting ATPase subunit beta-3-like
Exons: 7
Coding region: 164-1189 (341 amino acids)
Biological process (GO): potassium ion import across plasma membrane; sodium ion export across plasma membrane; intracellular potassium ion homeostasis
Cellular component (GO): sodium:potassium-exchanging ATPase complex
Molecular function (GO): ATPase activator activity
Source: RefSeq, a predicted model, not a curated record